CCGCUUGCCGUUCUCCCUCGGAGAAGGUGAGUGUGUUCUAGGCCGGCGCUGCCGGGCUUCAUCCGCAGCCAUCGGCGUAGGACUGCUGUCGCCGCGGCCCCGGAGGCACCUCGGACCCCAGCCGUAGACGGCGUCGGGCCGUGGCCCGGGCUCUCGGGCCGGAGGCCGCCGCUUCGACCGAAUCCAGGGCCCUCACCCACCUCCCGUUCCCCACGUCCCCAGACUCGUAGGCAGUAGCCAUGGCGCCCAGCCGCAAUGGCAUGAUCCUGAAGCCGCACUUCCACAAGGACUGGCAGCGGCGCGUGGCCACGUGGUUCAACCAGCCCGCGCGGAAGAUCCGCAGACGCAAGGCCCGGCAAGCCAAGGCCCGCCGCCUCGCCCCGCGCCCCGCGUCGGGACCCGUGCGGCCCAUCGUGAGGUGCCCCACCGUGCGCUACCACACCAGAGUGCGCGCCGGCAGGGGCUUCAGCUUGGAGGAGCUGAGGGUGGCGGGCAUCCACAAGAAGGUGGCGAGGACCAUCGGGAUCUCCGUGGAUCCGAGGCGGCGGAACAAGUCCACCGAGUCCCUGCAGGCCAACGUCCAGCGGCUGAAGGAGUACCGCUCCAAGCUCAUCCUCUUCCCCAGGAAGCCCUCGGCCCCCAGGAAGGGAGACAGCUCUGCUGAAGAACUCAAGUUGGCCACCCAGCUGACAGGACCAGUCAUGCCCAUACGGAACGUGUACAAGAAGGAGAAAGCCAGGGUCAUCACAGAAGAGGAGAAGAACUUCAAGGCCUUCGCCAGCCUUCGCAUGGCCCGUGCCAACGCCCGGCUCUUUGGCAUCCGGGCAAAAAGGGCUAAGGAAGCUGCAGAGCAGGAUGUCGAAAAGAAAAAAUAAAGGGCUGCUGAGAGCUUGUGAUAAA
Molecule: messenger RNA, 900 nt
Organism: Manis pentadactyla (Chinese pangolin)
Lineage: Eukaryota; Metazoa; Chordata; Mammalia; Pholidota; Manidae
Gene: RPL13
Product: ribosomal protein L13
Exons: 5
Coding region: 240-875 (211 amino acids)
Biological process (GO): translation
Cellular component (GO): cytosolic large ribosomal subunit; ribosome
Molecular function (GO): RNA binding; structural constituent of ribosome
Source: RefSeq, a predicted model, not a curated record